Molecule: messenger RNA, 3591 nt
Organism: Neopelma chrysocephalum (saffron-crested tyrant-manakin)
Lineage: Eukaryota; Metazoa; Chordata; Aves; Passeriformes; Pipridae
Gene: SLC29A4
Product: solute carrier family 29 member 4
Exons: 11
Coding region: 105-1688 (527 amino acids)
Biological process (GO): nucleoside transmembrane transport
Cellular component (GO): plasma membrane
Molecular function (GO): nucleoside transmembrane transporter activity; monoamine transmembrane transporter activity
Source: RefSeq, a predicted model, not a curated record
AGGCUCCGGGAUGGCGGGGCCGGGGGCCGGCGGCCGCCGGGGCUGAGCGGGGCGGGCCAGCGCCGCUGCCGCAGAGCCGCCGCGGCGGAGCGAGGUUGUCCAGGAUGGGCUCGGUGGGAGCCGAGCGCUUCAAGGAGCUGAGCCCGGCGGGGACGCCCGAGGGCAACGUGGUGAUGAGCUUCAGCUUCGACAGCUACCAGCUGGAGGAGGACGAGCUGCAGAGGGGCAGCCAGGCCAAGGGUGUCCUCACCUUCAUGGAGCCAGCUUCUGAGGAUCCCGAGCCCCAGGAUCGAUACCAUGGGAUUUAUUUUGCCAUGCUGCUGGCUGGGGUGGGAUUCCUCCUGCCCUACAACAGCUUUAUCACCGAUGUGGAUUACCUGCACCAUAAAUACCCAGGGACCUCCAUUGUCUUCGACAUGAGCCUCACCUACAUCCUGGUGGCCCUGGUGGCCGUGAUCCUCAACAACGCGCUGGUGGAGCUGCUGAGCCUGCACACCCGGAUCUCCGUGGGCUAUCUCUUUGCCCUGGGACCCCUGCUGUUCGUCAGCAUCUGCGACGUCUGGCUGGAGCUCUUCAGCCGCAGGCAGGCCUACGCCAUCAACCUGGUGGCUGUCGGGGUGGUGGCCUUUGGCUGCACAGUGCAGCAAUCCAGUUUCUACGGCUACACGGGGCUGCUGCCCAAGCGAUACACGCAGGGAGUGAUGACAGGCGAGAGCACCGCCGGGGUCAUCAUCUCGCUCAGCCGCAUCUUCACCAAGCUGCUGCUGUCGGACGAGAAGGAGAACACCGUCAUCUUCUUCUUCAUCUCCAUCGGCAUGGAGCUGACCUGCUUCAUCCUCCACCUCCUGGUGAAGCGCACCCGCUUCGUCCGCUACUACACGGAGGGCUCCCGCAAGGGCCUCCCCGAGACACGGGGGGCCGGCGACACCGGGACGGGCUACCGCGUCCACCACGACGUCACCUCCGAGGACGUCCGAUUUGAGAACCGGCAGCGGGGGCAGCCGAGCUCCCCCCGGGGCAGCCCGGGCCCCGAAGCUGAGCUGGCUGGCAGCGGCACCUACAUGCGCUUCGACGUCCCUCGGCCCAAAAUCAAGAGGAGCUGGCCCAGCUUCCGAGACAUGCUGCUCUACCGCUACGUCGUGUCCCGGCUCAUCUGGGCCUACAUGCUCUCCAUCGCCAUGACCUACUUCAUCACGCUGUGCCUCUUUCCCGGGCUGGAGUCGGAGAUCCACAACUGCACUCUGGGGGAAUGGCUCCCCAUCCUCAUCAUGGCCAUCUUCAACCUCUCUGAUUUCGUCGGCAAGAUCCUGGCUGCCCUGCCCUACGACUGGAGAGGGACCCACCUCCUCGUCUACUCCUGCCUCCGCGUGGUCUUCAUCCCCCUCUUCAUCAUGUGUGUCUACCCCAAUGGGCAGCCCACCUUCGGCCACCCUGCCUGGCCCUGCAUCUUCUCCCUCCUCAUGGGCAUCACCAACGGCUACUUUGGCAGUGUCCCCAUGAUCCUGGCCGCAGGAAAAGUGAGCCCGGAGCAGCGGGAGCUGGCAGGGAACACCAUGACCGUGUCCUACAUGACAGGCUUGACGCUGGGCUCGGCCGUGGCGUAUUUUGCCUACAGCCUCACCAGUACCUCCCACAGCACCUGUUUCUACACCGAAACCUCCAACGGCUCCUUCACCUUGGGGUACUGAGCCCUGGGGCGGGGGGGACAAGAUGGGACCUGUUUCCCACCGUUGUCCCCACCGCCCCACUUGGCCCAUGUCUCUCCUCUGGGACAGGGUGGACAGGGACUGGCAUCCUGUGGGCACAGGGCCGUGGCAUUCCAGAAAGGCCCGUGCUGCCCAGACAGGCACUGCACAGGACCAAUUCUUGGGGUGACAUUCCUCCCACCCCAGAGGACAGUCCUGUUGUUUUUGGGGGGAUCCCCAUCAGAGAUGUGCAGCUCCCCCAGUGGACGCUGGGGAUCUUCCGUUUGAGCCAAGCCAUUGCCAGGAGGAAGAAAAUACUGCCAAAUCCCAAAGGGAAUAGGACCAGUGCUGGGGAAGAAGGUGAUGGAGGGCUGGUGAGGAAGAAAAGGAGCAAGAGAAGAAGGAAACAUUCCUUCAGUCCCUGGUGGCUCCAGGAAGGUUGGUCUCGUCUUUUCAUUGAUGGUGCUGCAGGUUUUCACCAAGAAUGGUUUGAAAUCCCAAUCCAUCUCUAAACAUGCCAAUCGCUGUGUAAAAGAGCCAAUUCAGUUCUGCUGGUUGAGAAAAAAAUUAUUCUUUUUUUUGAUUGUGUCUUGUUUUGCACCCCCCAUAACUGCAGGAGAGGCAGGGUCUUGCCUCUCCCCCACCCCACACUGUGAAUCUGCCCCAUUACAAUGGGGCGGGGGGGGGUCCCCAAGGCUACAGCACUGCCAGUGCCACCCACAGGCCACUGCUGAGCUUUGAGAUUUAUUGCAAGGGACAUAAGUGAAGCUGAUUAAAUGAUUAAAUGUCUUUGCAAUGAUGGCUGGUCCUUACUUGCAUGCCACUGGCACUUGGCUGCUGGUGACGGGCUGGGCUGGCAAACACACACAAGAUGAUGCUGCUGCCUGCCCCAUGGGGUCUUGGGGUGCCUCUUGUGUUGCUCCUCAGCUCCAGGGUCCCCUUUGUCACCUGGGGUGGUUGGACUUGUCACCGGGUCCCAUUGGACCCCUGCCAGCCUGCAAACUGCUGCGGGCAGCAUGUGGGAGAGGGAAUGGGCCAAGAGGAGCAGAAAGGAUCUGGAGAAGGUGCCAACACCACUUUUUGGGACUGGCUGCACCUCGCUGUGCCAGGAGCUGGCGGGUGCCCCCUCCCAGGGAAGCAAGCCCAAGGAGGCGGUGAGUGCCAGGCUUGGCACCCCAACUUGGCCCCCCCAGCACCGGAGGGUCUUGCCGUGCCAAGCUCCCCGCUGGCUGAGGUGCAGCUCACACCAAAAAGAGCAAAUCCAGCAUUUCAUCCUCAACACAAGGUGCCAUGAGUGUGGUGGCCCGGGAAGGACUCACACCUCCUGCUCACAGACCCCAUCCAGCAGAGACCUCUGCUCAGGGGCCCCAUCCUGUCACCACAUCACAGGGACGGGUUCUCCCCAGAAAAGCCACACUGGCACCUGGGUUGGGUCUUUUCCCAAGACAGGGGCUGAGCCAAAAAGUGAUCGUUGCCACCAAGGGGGGAAAACCCCACGGUCAGGACAAGCGAGACAAAGAAAGAUGCUUCGCUGGGUUGCUUUUUUUCAAUUAAUUUUUUUUUUUUUAUGAAAAAAGAUCACACGGAGUUCUCCAACAAACAGAAUGCCAAAAAAAUUGUUUUAAACAAAACAUAAACAAAACAAAACAAAAAAGACAAAAACCUGGCUCUCCUUUCCUCUCGAUUGUCUGAAAUAUCCUUGUGUUCCAUAGAAGGCAGUGGGUUUUAAGUGCUUUCUAUUUAACAUUAGCAUAAAAUCUCUCUCGCGCGCUCUCUCUCGCUCUUUAAAAUAUGCUCACACAAUUUGCUUCUAGAAGUACAGUACACUUUGAGCGUGGGGGGGUGUGCCUGUUCCCAGAUCAUUUACAAUCACAAUCCAACAGGAAAUAAAAAAUAAUAUUCUAAA